AGUGCUGUCCACCAGUGUGUUUGCAGGCAGCCGGCGUACCAGCCAGAGAGUAAGGGAAAAGUGUGUUUUGUGUGUGCCUGUGUGUGUCGGUACUUGUGUGCGCGUGUGUGUGUGUGUCCGUUUGUAUUGGCAGUUGCAGUCUAUUGGCGUAGGAAGAUCCAGCCAGCCAGUGCAGUGUUUCUAAACAGGAGGACACCACCGGCUUUUCUCUCCGUCUCUCUCUCUGUCUCUGUCUCUGUCUCUCUCUCUGUCGCUCUCUCUGUCGCUCUCUCUGUCGCUCUCUCAGUCGCUCUCUCUUUCUCGGGACUGUUGCCUUUGGACUUCCCUGUGGACUAUCCCCGCGCGGUAGAAGGUGCACCUGCUCUGGUGCUGUGUUUAGCGUGUGAGCGUGUGUGGCCGUAGGCGGCGGGACACUGCCUCUCGUGUACGGGGCGGUUGGAUGAGUUCAGCUGACGAAGGCUUCGUUGCUGGAGCGUGGAGGCAGGGGAGCCAUGGAGCCCCCCACCUACUAACACACGGGUGCGGUGAGGAGUCGCGGGCGCGUCCCAUCAUCAUGUGCACGCGGGCCAGUGCUGACACCACCACAGAGGGUCGGCUCUGCUCCCGGGACGAGGAGGAGCUGGAGGAGGAGAGGGAGUCGGACAGGGACAGCGCGGUGGGGAGCACCCAGGGGUCAGACAGCUCCGAGGGGCCGGCCCGGCCGGGGGACAAGGAGGACUCCCUGGGGGAGCUCUUCAUCCCCACGCACAAGCGAGGCAACACCAGCACCUCAGUGACCUCUGACCUGUCGACCCGGUCCUCUGCCUCUCUGUACGAGGAGCAGUUUGAGGACUACGGCGUGGGGGAAGAGCCAGACUACACUCCCAGCAGCCCCAGCGCUGAAGACGAGAGCCGCACCCACAUCUACUCCGACCUGGGAUCCUCUGUCCCUUCCAGUGCGGGCCAAACUCCUCGCAAGGUGCGUCACCUGUGCCCGGGAGACCAGAUGGACGUCUACUGCUCCCAGUGCUGCAAGAAGGUCAACCUGCUGAACGACCUGGAUGCAAGGCUGAAGAACCUAAAAUCCAACAGCCCCAAUCGGAAAAUCUCCAGCACUGCCUUUGGAAGGCAGCUGCUCCAACACAGCAACUUGAGCAGUAGCCACGGCAGCACAGAAGACUUGUUCAGGGAUAGCAUUGACUCCUGUGAUUUGGACAUCAAUGAGAAGGUGGGUUUCCUUGAGAAGAAGGUGGCAGAGCUGGAGAAUGACAGUCUGCUGAGCGCCGAUCUCAAGUCCAAACUCAAACAGGAGAACACACAGCUGGUACACAGGGUGAACGAGCUAGAGGAGCAGCUGAAGGAUCAGGAGGCGCAGGCAGAGCUCAACAUGGAGGAGGAGGGGAGGCGCCACCGGGAGGCCUUCAGCAAGAUGGAGAGGGACACCAACACACACAUAGAGCUGCUGAAUAACCGAGUCCAGCAGCUGGAGGAGGAGAACAGCCACAUGUCCAGUGGCAUGUGUCGGCUCAAGAGCCAGACGGAGAAACUGGACGAGGAGAAGCAGCGGAUGACAGACAAGCUGGAGGACACCAGCCUGCGUCUGAAGGAUGAGAUGGACCUGUACAGGAAGAUGAUGGACAAGCUGAGGCAGAACAGACACCAGUUCCAGAAGGAGAAGGAGGCCAUGCAGGAGCUGAUCGAGGACCUGCGGCGGGAGCUGGAGCACCUGCAGCUGUACCAGCUGGAGACGGAGAGGCCCGGCGGGCGUGGCUCCGCCUCCGGCCUGGUCGACUUCACCAGCCGGACCCGCGAGGUGGAGCUGGAGCACGAGGUCAAGAGGCUGAAGCAGGAGAACCAGAGGCUGAGGGAGCAGAGUGAGGAGUUAAACGGACAGCUCCUCAGCCUGAGUCUCUUUGAGGCCAAGAGUCUGUUUGCAUCACAGAGCAAGGCCCAGUCCCUCGCUGCUGAGAUCGACAACGCAUCCAGAGACCAGCUCAUAAAGGCCAUAAAGGAACAGGAGGACAUCAACUUCCGUCUGCGGCAGUACAUGGACAAGAUCAUUCUGUCCAUCCUGGACCACAACCCCUCCAUCUUGGAGAUCAAGAAGUAGCAGCCUCUCACCUGGGCUGAGGAAUCACCCGGUGACGGGUUGCUAGGAUACUCGUCAUUCCACUUGUAGAAUGAACAGACACGGCAAUCCUUUGGGAGGUCUCUUUAGGGAUUUUAAGGAACUGGAGUUUUUCCCAGUGAACUGUAGAAGAGAAAAGAUUGAAAUAGACACGUGUCGCCCUCUGCUGUUGAAGGUGGGAAAAGAAGAAAAUGCCUGUGUGUUUUAUACCGGUAUUUCGGAAAAGGUAUUGACAAGGGGGAUUUCUCCACUUAGCAAUAGGAGCGGGCCAGUUUCAUACGCUGACAAACUGUCUUAAUACUGUGACUCAUCAAUACUUGCACCUGCUCUUUCUAUUUCUAUCAAAAUCAUUCUCUGCAGUUGGCAAUAACCUAUUAGCCUAGAUCUCAUAACAUAAUACUGGAUAAUUUUGUUCUGUGAAAUAUCCUUAUCUCGAAACACGAGGGCUGGCUUGACAGCUGGAACAACCUAACAAACAUGUUUUAUGAGGAACAUAGAAGGCAGUGAAUUAUCGACAAAUGAAAGAUCAUCACAUUGAGAUAGCCGAUCAGUUAGGAGGUAGCGUGACCCCCUAGCUGACCUCCCACAUGUGACCUUCAGGUGAUCUCCGGAGGACAGACUAGGUAGGUUGAUCAAGGAUGCCGAUAGGUACGUGAUUUAUAGAAGGAAAUAAAAAAUAUUGAGAAAGGAGAUGAAAACAAUGGGAUGGGGUGAGUUCAGAGAAAUGCACAAGAAAAAUCAGGGUGGAGGUAGAUGGAUUAGUGUCUUAAAGUCUUGCUUUGUUUUUGUUUUCCUGUUGUUUUUUGAGUGUCUUCCAGAAGCUUCUAUAGGCUCUUGCGCUAUCAAUCAACUGAAAGGGUGAAUUGAGUUUUGGCUAAGACCUCAGGGUUCUUUGCUUAGAAUUUACUGUUCUUAACUAAGAACCUGGUGUUCCUAGCUUAGAACUUACUGUUCUUAACUAAGAACCUGGUGUUCUUAGCUUAGAACUUAGUGUUCUUUGCUAAAAAAUUGGUGUUAGCCAACCGGAAAUGUGGGUAAACAGACACACAAACAGUCACUUUAAGAAGGGGAGAUGCACCACAGAAGGCGUCUUGGCGCUGUUGGGGGGAAGUGGUGGUCACAUUGUAUGCUGUAAAGCAAGCGAGUCACAAAACACGUGUGCAGGGGGUGUUUUGACAUGAAUGUAAUGGGAGUUAAUGAUCUUAAAUUCCACAGAUUUCAGUGAUUUAGUCCUCUUGAUAUUGAGGCUUCUCAGUAGCCAGGGUAACGUUGGUCAAGCAAUUGAUAGCGACAUACUUGAUUAAAUGUGAUUUGUUAAUAUAGAAUACGGUACUAUAAGGAUAAUGUGUGUAUUGGUCGUUUUUUAGGGUGAAAGACUGGAAUUACCAACAUUACUGUAGGCUACACUGGAAGGAUAUAGUAGGGUUUACCAUGGGGUUUCAUAAUACUGUAAAUACCAUGAAUGUAAUCACCUGAUAUUUCACCUUCUGGGGUCAUUUAACAAGAUUUCACAUUUCUGCUUUAGUAUAAGGAUACAGUAUUGUAUAGAGAGAUUAGAGUAUUACAGCGCAUUGUUAAAAAAAAAAAGAGGGAAAACUACUGUAUUAAUUGUUUUGCUUACUUGCACAAAAAAGCAGUUUGUGUUCUUUUGCAUGGUUCGCCCCUUUUUCUGUCUGUGCCUUUGGAAGACACAUUUCAACAAAAUGUUGCUAUUGCAUAACAUGUGUUUUAAGUCUGCACCUGGCUUAUUUCAUGACUUGUAAAUGUUGUACAUAAGUAGUGAAGAUUUGUAUUAACGUGCCACUCACUUCUCUUUCUUAGAUGACGAUAUGAAACCUAUUUUAUACUGUUUGGUCAAGGAAGAGUUUGUGAUAUCCUAUUGCUAGUUAAAAGAGCCGUAUGGCGAAUGCUUUGUGAGGCAAAGCUGAUUUAGCAGUUUGGGAAAAUGUUGUUGUAACAAAUGAUUUGGGACUGCAGUGUAAUUUUUGUUAACUUGUUGUUUUUUUUUACUUUGUAAUAGUUGCAAUUCAGGCGACUUUCACUUGAAUAUUCUUUGAUAUGGUCAGCAACUGUCUUCCUAACUUAAAUAAAGAAUAAAGAGCAAUAUAACUUAUUUAUCAUUCA
Messenger RNA from Gadus morhua (Atlantic cod), 4231 nucleotides. RefSeq names its product RAB11 family interacting protein 4 (class II) b (gene rab11fip4b). Lineage: Eukaryota; Metazoa; Chordata; Actinopteri; Gadiformes; Gadidae. Gene Ontology annotation, cellular component: recycling endosome membrane; cleavage furrow; midbody. Gene Ontology annotation, biological process: regulation of cytokinesis; endocytic recycling. The coding region runs from base 440 to 2089 and encodes 549 amino acids. The record is from RefSeq and is a predicted model, not a curated record. The transcript is spliced from 13 exons.